This is a messenger RNA of Cariama cristata (Red-legged seriema), 1678 nucleotides long. RefSeq names its product serine incorporator 3 (gene SERINC3). Lineage: Eukaryota; Metazoa; Chordata; Aves; Cariamiformes; Cariamidae. The transcript is spliced from 9 exons. The record is from RefSeq and is a predicted model, not a curated record. Bases 138 to 1400 code for a protein of 420 amino acids. Gene Ontology annotation, cellular component: membrane.
CUGUCCUUCAGAUUCCCUGUUUGUGCGGUGGUGCCUCGUGUUUACUGUGCCGAUGUUGUCCCAACAGCAAGAAUUCAACAGUGACACGUCUUAUCUAUGCCUUCCUUCUCCUCCUUAGUACUGUUCUUGCCUGCAUUAUGCUGGCACCAGGGAUGGAAGAGCAGCUGAAAAAGAUACCUGGAUUUUGUGAUGAGGGGCUUCAUACUCGGAUACCGUAUAUGGAUGGCUUUGUCAGCUGCGAUGUGUUUGUUGGGUACAGAGCUGUCUAUCGAAUCAGCUUUGCCAUGGCAGUGUUCUUCUUUCUCCUCUCUCUGCUCAUGAUAGAAGUGAAAACAAGUAAUGAUCCAAGAGCCUCGGUACACAAUGGGUUCUGGUUCUUCAAAAUAGCCGCCAUUGUGGCUAUCAUGGUUGGAGCGUUUUACAUUCCUGAAGGGCCUUUCACAAGAGCUUGGUUUGUUAUUGGUAUUUGUGGAGCUUUGUGCUUUAUUCUUAUCCAGUUGGUGCUUCUUGUGGACUUUGCUCACUCCUGGAAUGAGAGCUGGGUUGAGAGAAUGGAGGAGGGAAAUACUAAAUGUUGGUAUGCAGCUCUGCUGUCCUGCACAAGCUUGUUCUACGCCUUGUCGCUGGUUUUUGUUGUUCUAUUCUAUGUUUUCUACACAAAGCCUGAUGACUGCACUGAGAACAAGUUCUUCAUAAGCAUUAAUAUGAUCCUAUGUAUUGCUGUCUCCAUUGUUUCUGUCCUUCCAAAAGUUCAGGAACAUCAGCCUCGCUCUGGCCUCCUCCAGUCCUCCAUUAUCACACUCUACACCAUGUAUCUCACUUGGUCAGCCAUGUCCAAUGAGCCUGAACGAAAUUGUAACCCAAGUUUGCUGAACAUCAUUACCCAGAUAGCUGCACCCACAAUUGUUCCAGCAAAUACCACUGUUGUACCUGCUACGCAAGCUCCGCCAGCUCCACCCAAGUCCCUACAGUGGUGGGAUGCCCAGAGUGUUGUUGGAUUGGUUAUCUUUGUCCUUUGCCUCUUGUAUUCCAGCAUUCGCUCUUCAAGUAACAGCCAGGUGAACAAGCUGAUACUCUCUGGGAGUGACAGUGCCAUUCUGGAGGAGACUGUGGGAACAGGCAGUGGGACUGGAGAGGAAGGAGAAGUGCGCCGUGUCAUGGAUAAUGAGAAGGAUGGUGUUCAGUACAGCUACACCUUCUUUCACUUCAUGCUCUUUCUUGCUUCUCUUUACAUCAUGAUGACACUGACCAACUGGUACAGCCCUGAUGCAGAUUUUAAAACAAUGACGAGUAAGUGGCCAGCAGUGUGGAUGAAGAUCACCUCCAGCUGGGUUUGUCUCCUCCUCUACCUUUGGACCCUAGUGGCUCCUCUUGUCCUUACUAAUAGGGACUUCAGUUAAAUUGCUGCACCUGUCUGAGCCUAGAAAAGUGGGGAACUUUUUGCUGAAAGCCAAAAUGUUCAUGUAUUGCUUUAGUUACACUGUCUAUAUUACUGUUUGUUGAUAUAAACAUGCAGAUGGAUAGAAAGUUACAUAUUGCAUAAUGCUUGAUGCAGGAUCAAAAUUAUCAGUUAUCUAUUUUAACCUUCAGUCAUGGUUAUCUUAUUACUGCAUUUUUCAAAUUCACUACAGCUGUGCUGUCAAAGCACAAAAGAAAAUACCUGUUCUGUCCAAUAGCC